UCUAUUCGGGAGACAGUCGCUGGCCAAACGCGACGCAACUGCGAGUGCAGCGGACAGUCGAUCGGUCCAACUAUAUAAAAAUAAACCGAAAGCAAGAAGAAGCCAUCUGAGCAGGCUGUGCCAAAAAAAAAAUUCAAAAUUAGAGUACAUAUAGUUCAGUGCGGUCGUUUGGGUUGUAAAUAAUUCAAAAGUUCGUACAAUAAUAAUAACAAUAUAUCACAAACAUGAGUGCAAUGAGUGUGGGGCGCAAAGGCAGCGGGCAGUUGGAGGUUAUGCAAAAGGCUGGCUGGAAGAUCGAUGGAGAUGAGAAGGCCUGCUACAUCGAUGUUGAUGAGGAUGAGGAACAGGACACUGAAAACAUGAUAGAAUCGAAUUGGCGUUAUCUACCUGAUUUGGUUCUUGAACAAAUCUUUACCUACCUCAGCCCCAAAGAGCGCUACUAUGCCGGACUGGUUUGCCGACAGUGGUACAGAGCCUUCUAUUUGCCAACGGUUUGGAAUAACUUUUUGGUUGACGAUCGCACCCUCACCAAACCAAAGUAUAACUACUACUCCGGCUGGCAAUUUUGCCUGGAUCACAUGCGAACACAGUUUUGUCUCUCAAAGAUUGGAAAGUAUUUGCGAGGGAUCGAGUUUCGUCCAUGGCACAGUUUCAAUAAUAUUUUCCAAUUCAUGACUAUGUUGACUUGGAAUAUUGAUAAGGGUAGAGAGGAGAAUCCUGGUACAGAGUUCAUUGGCAUUGGUCGCCGAAUCAGAACACUUGUCUAUCACUUUCCCUGUAAUAUGUCUCAGCCCAAUGACCCGGAGGGAAUCAAGUUGUUCGGAACUGGAGGUCAAUUGCUAAGGGUUUUGAAGGAGUUGCUCCUGCGAUUGACAGACCUUCACACCCUCAAGUUAGUGGACUUUGUUCUAGAGCGUUACGAGGCAAAUCAUUUGCUGGACGAGGUGGUCUGCAGCUGUUGCACGAAGAUGAGGGUCCUCAAUCUGGUGAAUGUCACCACAGUGCACUGCCCCAUCAUGCAUGUGGGUCUCUUUCUCAAUCUGCAGGUGCUCACCAUAUCGCCCCAGAACAUAGAUGACGAUGUUUUGUCCCUUCUGGCGGACACCAAAUUGCGCCACUUGCACUUGCUACAAAACUGCUACACACCAAACCACCUGACAAUAAGUGCCUGCGGCGUUAAGGCCUGGCGGAAUGUGAAGAAGACCAAUCCCCGACUGCGUGUCCACCUGCGAAUGGAGAACCUGACGGACGGCGAGGUGGUGAUGCAGCCGGAGGCACCUGUCCACAGCAUCACGUACUGUGCACCGCAGACCCGUAUUCGGGCCGAGCUCCUGGUCCGCAUGGUGGACCACUACCGGAACACCCUGGCUGUCUAUGGCCACGAGCUACUGCCGCGCUUUUCCAGCCCCAAGCCUUUUCACAGCCGCAUCGACAGCUUGAUGUUGCUUAUGUGCCGGCAAUGCCACAAUGUGGACACUCUGAUCAUCCGCGAGAAAGUCUCCACCUCGACGCUUUUGCUGAUUGCACGAACUGCCAAGAAUCUGCAGCAUCUGCAUGUACGAAGAUUUGCAGUGAUUCUGCGAUGCGACUGGCCAAGACAUCCGGAAUGGAGCGAUGAGUUUAACUCCUGGCUAAAGAAAAACUCCCGAUCCUACGAGGCUGUCGAGCGAGAGAUCUCCUUGAUCUUGGGCUACAAAUGGCGGCUGCUCAACGAUCAGGACUUCAAACAGCUGACUGUGAAUGUCAAAUCAGGAACCUAGACUUCAGAGAUUUGACUAAUUCUGUAUCCCCCUUUAAGACUUGUGAUAAACGGUGUAGAGCUUUAAUAAAUAACCCAAAUAUGUAAAA
Molecule: messenger RNA, 1848 nt
Organism: Drosophila eugracilis
Lineage: Eukaryota; Metazoa; Arthropoda; Insecta; Diptera; Drosophilidae
Product: F-box only protein 39
Exons: 6
Coding region: 225-1760 (511 amino acids)
Molecular function (GO): protein binding
Source: RefSeq, a predicted model, not a curated record